Colletotrichum gloeosporioides is the source of this 1620-nucleotide messenger RNA. Its product is annotated as Lactose permease. Lineage: Eukaryota; Fungi; Ascomycota; Sordariomycetes; Glomerellales; Glomerellaceae. Gene Ontology annotation, molecular function: carbohydrate:proton symporter activity. Gene Ontology annotation, cellular component: membrane. The record is from RefSeq and is a predicted model, not a curated record. The transcript has 6 exons. The coding region runs from base 1 to 1620 and encodes 539 amino acids. Gene Ontology annotation, biological process: carbohydrate transport; transmembrane transport.
AUGAACUUCCUCCGCGAAAGACUCCCUGCGCCGAGGCAGGACCAGGCAGCCCGCCGAGCUCGCCAGCAAGGUGGUCCGGCCGCUGCAAACGAAACCUACCAGCCCUCUCGCAUUGCCCAGCUGGCCCAAGAGUCGCCGGCAUGGUACAGAUCCGGGGCCCGGAGGAAGUUAUACUUCCUCCUGUUCCCUGCUGCCGUUGUAUCGUACGCCACCAGCGGCUAUGACGGCUCGAUGAUGAACUCGCUCCAGACGGUGUCCUAUUUCGAUGACUUCUUCGACAAUCCUCGCGGUGCUGUGCUUGGCUUGAUGAGCGCCAUUAUGGCUUUGGGCAGCAUCUGUUCAACUCCUAUUGCCCCCUGGGUCGCUGAUAGGUUUGGGCGACGAUGGGGUAUCACGGUGGGGAGUCUGAUCAUGAUUGCCGGAGCCAUCAUCCAGUGCGAGAGCACCGAGUUUGCCAUGUUCGUUGUGAGCAGAUUCAUCUUGGGCUUUGGACUCUCCUUUGCAACGACCUCGGCCCCUAGCUUGGUCAGCGAGUUAUCGCAUCCCAAAGAUCGUGUCACCAUCACGGCCAUCUGCAAUACAUGCUGGUAUCUUGGAAGUAUUGCUGCAGCUUGGAUCACCUUCGGAACUCGCACGAUCCCAAGCACUUGGUCAUGGAGAAUUCCCUCGCUUCUCCAGAUGGCACCAAGCGUUGUCCAACUCUCGGCUGUCUGGUUCCUACCUGAGUCUCCUCGAUGGCUCAUCUCCAAGGACCGCGAUCACGACGCUCUUGAGGCUCUCAAGCGAUAUCACGGCGAAGGGGAAGAGACGGAACUAGUCAGGCUCGAGUACGAGGAGAUCAGGACGGCAAUUGAUAAUGAGAAGAGGCUUGGUGCGACAACUUGGAAGUCAAUGGUCUCUACCAAGGGUAAUCGUUAUCGCAUGUUCCUUGUUAUCUGCAUGGGGUUCUUCUCUCAGUGGUCCGGAAACGGAUUGAUCGCCUAUUAUUUAUCAAGAAUCAUGGACACAGUGGGAAUCAAGGACAAGAACACCCAGGCUCUCGUAAACGGACUCGUCAACAUUUGGAACUUCGGCCUUGCCCUCACGACCGCCUUCUUUGUCGAGAAAGUUGGCCGACGACCACUGUUCCGAAUCUCCACGAUCGGCAUGCUCACAGUCUUCAUCGGCUGGACCAUAGCUUCCGCCCGUUUUGCAGAGACGAACGCGAGCUCCGCCGGCAUCGCCGUCCUCGCUCUCAUCUUUGUGUACCAGAUCUUUUACUGCAUCGCAUUCUCGCCCUUGCCGGUAGCUUACUCCGUCGAAAUCCUGCCGUUCUCCAUCCGUGCAAAGGGCAUGGCCACCUACGUGUUCUCGACCAAGGCUGCUGUGUUUGUGAACCAGUAUGUCAACCCCAUCGGACUGCAGAACAUAGGCUGGCGGUUUUACAUCGUCUAUGUUGUCAUCUUGGCGGUCGAGAGCUUCAUUGCGUACGGAUGGUUCCUCGAGACUAAGGGCAAGGCAUUGGAAGAGAUUGCGGUCAUUUUUGAUGGUGAGCAGGCCAAUGUUCGACUCGACGAGGGGGGGAAGGGAGACGGUCCGGUUGAUGUUGAGGAGAGUGAGCACGCCACAACCAAGGUCUAA